CUUGAAUCUUGAAAUUCAUCAAGCCUUUUCAAAGGACAGGAGAAUAGCCCUGAGCAGGAAAAGCCAGGAUGGAGAUGACAAUGACAACAAUGGAGACGAUGACCACAACGAUGGAGAAGACCACGAUCACCACGGAGUAUGAGACAACCACGGAAUUCGACUACUCAGACACUACUCCCUGUCUGAAGGUAGCCGUGAGAGACUUUGGGGCCCAGCUGCUCCCUCCUUUGUAUUCCCUGGUGUUUAUCGUCGGCUUGGUGGGCAAUGUUCUGGUCGUCUUGGUUCUGAUGCAGUACAGAAGGCUCCGGAGCAUGACGAGCAUCUACCUCCUCAACCUGGCCAUCUCAGACCUGCUCUUCCUCUUCACGCUGCCCUUCUGGAUCCAUUACAAGCGGAAGGACGAUUGGGUCUUUGGGGAUGCCAUGUGCAAACUCCUCUCCAUGCUCUAUUACAUGGGCCUGUACAGCGAGAUCUUCUUUAUCAUCCUGCUCACCAUCGACAGAUACCUGGCCAUCGUCCACGCCGUGUUUGCCUUACGGGCCCGGACUGUCACUUUCGGCCUCAUCACCAGCAUGCUCACGUGGGUCGUGGCCUUCCUGGCCUCCAUCCCCGGCUUGUAUUUCUCCAGGACCCAACUAGAAUUCACGCAUCGCACCUGCAGCCUUCACUUCCCAGCCGAGAGCCUGAGGCAUUGGCGGCGAUUCCAGGCUCUGAAGAUGAACCUGUUCGGCCUUCUUUUGCCCCUCGUGGUGAUGAUCGUGUGUUACUCGGGCAUCAUCAGUAUCCUCCUGAGGAGACCCAAUGAAAGGAAAGCCAAAGCCGUGCGGCUGAUCUUCGCCAUCAUGAUCAUCUUCUUCCUCUUCUGGGCCCCUUACAACCUGUGCAUGUUCGUCUCGGCGUUUCAGGACUCCCUGUUCACCCAGAUGUGCGAGCAGAGUCGGCAGCUGGACGUGGCCAUCCAGGUGACCGAAGUGAUCGCCUACAGCCACUGCUGCAUCAACCCCAUCAUCUACGUCUUCGUGGGAGAGCGCUUCAGGAAGUACCUCCGCCAGCUGUUCCAGAGGCACGUGGCCGUGCAUCUGGUUCGCUGGCUGCCCUUCAUCUCCGUGGACCGGCUGGACAGAGCCAGCUCGGUGUCACCGUCCACGGGAGAGCACGAGCUCUCGGCUGGGUUCUGACUCAGAGUGCCAGACGCUAAGCUUUGACCUUGGCAGGUGUCCCCUACUCUCAGGGCAAAAGGAGAAUUCUGGGAUCUCGAAGACGUGGCUGGAGAGAGAGGCAAGAAAUGGUGCCAUCUGUCACCUUGUGAGUGUCAGUCUUUUCCAGAAACUUCAUCCUAGGUGACUGCAAAGAGACAUUUUAGAGACAAAAACCAAUCAGGGCCAGGAAAGGCUCUGGACCCCUAAUAGGAUAUUGGAACUGAGCACAUUGGUAUUGGCAAACAGACACAGGGAACCUACUUCACCCCCCACCCCCGGAG
Messenger RNA from Dipodomys ordii (Ord's kangaroo rat), 1480 nucleotides. RefSeq names its product chemokine (C-C motif) receptor 1 (gene Ccr1). NCBI's taxonomy places the organism in Eukaryota, Metazoa, Chordata, Mammalia, Rodentia, Heteromyidae. The transcript has 2 exons. Gene Ontology annotation, cellular component: membrane; cytoplasm. Gene Ontology annotation, molecular function: chemokine (C-C motif) ligand 7 binding; C-C chemokine receptor activity; chemokine (C-C motif) ligand 5 binding. Gene Ontology annotation, biological process: inflammatory response; G protein-coupled receptor signaling pathway; immune response. The record is from RefSeq and is a predicted model, not a curated record. Bases 69 to 1178 code for a protein of 369 amino acids.